AUGGGGUUCUUUUCUUUCCGUCUACGAGACGGUACCCCAAAGCUGAUGACUCCCCCUAAGGGGAUGACGAUGUGGAAGAAGAAGUUCUUCUAUAUCAAGUCUACUGCCCUUGCUGUGGCUAUGACGUUUCGGAAUGUGACCGAGACGAUCAUAACAGAGACCAUUGCGAUGCCCAGUUUGAAAUCAGUGCAAUGGUUCCCGCAACUGCAGACUAUUGAGUCUGUGAAGUUGACCAACACGCAACUAUGGCUGUUGCGUAUGAUGUUGAGGAGGGGCAAGAACUCGAAACCCGUGGUGCGGGAAAAGAGCGGUGAAGAUGCUCCCGCAUGGAGGAUGUUUGCUCCGGAUUUCGAGGGUACGGUUGAGACCGUAGUUUGUGCGGAUGGUGAACAGGAUCACAACACUAUCAUCCGUAGUAACUUCCGGGUGCCUACUGCGGCUGCACUGGCAGUUGAGUUGCCAGUAGGCAAAGGUGAUCUUGGGGCCUUGGGGGACCCUGAAGCGAAAGGAGUGCCUAAGAGGCAAACUGUGAAGGGCGUGCGCUUUCGCCAAAAGAAGAUAAAGGAGGUCACUACUGUGCCUCAUCUGGUGCCGCAGGCAGCAGCCGCGGAGUCACGUUCUGGUGCUGCGAAGAAGCAGGCAGAAGAGGCGGCUGCGGGAGGGACAGCUGCGGGCCCCCCUGUGAUUGGUGAGAAGAGGAGGCCAGAGCAGAAAGCUGCUGGUGGUGUUGAAACCAAACGUCGGAGACUAGUAACCAAAAGGUCUGCUCCGGCGCAGAAAAAACCUGCGGUUGUCGUUGAGCGUCAAGAUGAAGAUUUUUCUAUCUUCGAUGCUCCGGAGUCCCCUCCGCGUGCCAUGGAUGCGGGUGGAGCGGAGGUGCCAUCGACACCUCCAGUCAAGGUGGUACCCGAGUCAACCGUGCAGAAGGAGGGUACCGCAGAGAAUGCUGCGGCCCAGAUAUUUGAUACUGUCGACUCGUCUAACAACCUGAUCUCUCCCAAUGAGGGGGACGAUUUGAGUUUGCGGUUCACUGCUACUGGGAAGCAACAUUCUGACGCUGAACCGCAAAAAACUGGCGCUGAAGCGCGGCAGCAUGAUGCUGGGCCGCAGAAGUCUUCGGUUGAUAAGGGUACUAGCUCGUCUGCUGGUGGUGCGGGGGGGAUGAUAUUGCUAACGACCCUGCGGCCUGCAGGGAGAUCUUGGGCGGUCUGGGGACCCCCUUUGAAGUUGAGCGGGCUCGUGCCGUACCGCGGGAGCUGCGUAUAA
Messenger RNA from Helianthus annuus (common sunflower), 1266 nucleotides. RefSeq lists its product as uncharacterized. NCBI's taxonomy places the organism in Eukaryota, Viridiplantae, Streptophyta, Magnoliopsida, Asterales, Asteraceae. The transcript has 6 exons. The record is from RefSeq and is a predicted model, not a curated record. Bases 1 to 1266 code for a protein of 421 amino acids.